UCAGCCUCAAACAUGGCUUCCAGACUAGAGAUAAACUUUAUCCGGUUAUUGUCUCGCUGUGAAUCUAUAGCGUCUGAGAAAAGAGUGGAGACUGAAUGGAGGCUGGACAAGUAUGUUGGUGCCCUGGAGGAGAUGUUGGUGGCUUUAAGGAAAAGCCCAAGCAAACCCACACCAGAAGUCCUAACUGAAUACACAAGAAAAGUAGAUUUUCUGAAGGGACUUCUAGAAGCAGAGAAACUGUCCUCACCAACAGAAAAGGCUUUAGCCAAUCAGUUCCUCGCCCCAGGCCGAACACCCACAAUAGCCAAUGAGAGGAUGCCCGCCACUAAAACUGUCCACAUGCAGACGAAAGCACGAUGUACCGGAGAGAUGAGGGACGAGCUGCUCGGCACGGACUUGUCAGGCAAAGGCAAAUCGGAAACGGACUUGCGGAACAGAAAAGGUCUACCUCUGGAUGAGCGUCAGUCGGCUACAGAGUUGGAUGCUGUCCUGCAGCACCACCACAACCUUCAGGAGAAACUGGCAGAGGACAUGCUCAACCUGGCCCGAAAUCUUAAAAACAACACUCUGGCAGCGCAGAACAUCAUCAAAGAGGACAACCAGACUUUGAGCCAUUCUAUGCGUCAGGCGGAUCUGAACUUUGAGAAGUUGAAGACUGAGUCGGAGCGAUUGGAGCAGCACACUAAGAAAUCUGUUAACUGGCUGCUGUGGCUGAUGCUCAUCCUGGUUUCCUUCACCUUCAUCAGCAUGAUUCUCUUCAUCAGAAUCUUCCCCAGACUCAGAUGAUGAUAAUGCACCAUCCUGAACUCAGUUCUACAUCCUCCUGUGUUUACAGAGCAGUAACGACGUAGGCCUCCAUAGAUCUAUACAGCAUGUCUGUACUGUAUACGUGACACCGAUCAGUAGUGGUCAAAACCAAAACAGCUUGACGAACUGAAACAUUUGCACUUUUUAAACUGAAAUUUUUCCUGUAAAUGGUCUGGUGAAAGAUGAUGGAGAUGGCAGAAUGCGGUUUGAAACAUCAGUAUUCCUUUUUUUUAAAAACAGCAGAGACCAGACGUUGAGGUAAAGCGCUAACACUUCCUGUUCAAAGGCUUUUGGGAGCAUCAUAGUCUUAAUACCCCAGACAGCAGGGACUGAGCCUUAAUAAAUGUAACCCUCAUCAGGUUGACUGCUAGCCAUCUACUACAUGUAUGCACUUUCUCAUUAAGUAGGGCUAAAGUUAAAAUCAUCUUUGUUCCUCCACCAUGCAUACACCUGAAGGAGUUCAUGAACCGUCCACCAUCUACUGUAUAUUGGCUUUGAGAGUCCAGUUUCAACUGUACCUUGAAUUAUUUGAACACCAGGUACAAUUUGAC
This is a messenger RNA of Scomber japonicus (chub mackerel), 1358 nucleotides long. RefSeq names its product unconventional SNARE in the ER 1 homolog (S. cerevisiae) (gene use1). Gene Ontology annotation, biological process: retrograde vesicle-mediated transport, Golgi to endoplasmic reticulum. Gene Ontology annotation, molecular function: SNAP receptor activity. The coding region runs from base 13 to 786 and encodes 257 amino acids. Gene Ontology annotation, cellular component: endoplasmic reticulum; SNARE complex. The transcript has 8 exons. The record is from RefSeq and is a predicted model, not a curated record. Lineage: Eukaryota; Metazoa; Chordata; Actinopteri; Scombriformes; Scombridae.